Messenger RNA from Uloborus diversus, 4312 nucleotides. RefSeq names its product ATP-citrate synthase-like (gene ATPCL). The record is from RefSeq and is a predicted model, not a curated record. Gene Ontology annotation, biological process: acetyl-CoA biosynthetic process; tricarboxylic acid cycle; citrate metabolic process. Bases 182 to 3484 code for a protein of 1100 amino acids. The transcript has 18 exons. Gene Ontology annotation, cellular component: cytosol. Gene Ontology annotation, molecular function: ATP citrate synthase activity. Lineage: Eukaryota; Metazoa; Arthropoda; Arachnida; Araneae; Uloboridae.
GUCAGAUCGUGGGGUGAUGCGGAAUUGCGUCAGUGGCCCGCACCUCAACAACGGCGCUAAAAGUCGUCUGCACUUGAACUCGGCAGAAUUCGAAUGCCCCUGCCCCGGUUAUUGACGUAAAGGUUCACCGAUUCGUUCUCCCGAAAAUACAAAACGAUUUGAAGCCAUCUGAAGAAACAAGAUGUCCGCUAAGGCCAUCUACGAGGCCACUGGCAAAGACUUGCUUAACCGCCACCUGUCCCUGCCCCAAGUCCCCAAGAGUCGGUUCGUGGUGGUUGAAGAGCAAACCGACUGGCAGAGAGUGGUCGAGGAAAACCAAUGGCUCUUGCAAGAGAAACUGGUGGUGAAGCCGGAUCAGCUGAUCAAGAGGCGUGGGAAGUUGGGGCUGAUCAAGAUCAACGCUGAUCUGUCUGGAGUUCGGGCUUGGAUCGAUGAGCGCAUGAACAAGAACGUUCAGGUGGAACGUACUACGGGCCGAUUGCACCAUUUCAUCGUGGAACCUUUCCUGCCACACGAACAGGAAAACGAGGUCUACCUCUGCAUCCACUCUCACAGGCAUGCAGACACCAUCCUAUUCCACCACGAGGGGGGCAUAGACAUAGGGGACGUCGACUCCAAGGCCCUGAAGCUGGAUGUGCCGAUAGACGAGAAGCCCUCCAGGGAAGCCAUCGUAGAAAUCCUGCUGAAGAAUCUGUCGCCAGAUAGCAAAGAGUUAGUGACAGACUUCAUCGUCGCUUUGUACGACUUGUAUGUAUCGCUCCACUUCACCUACUUGGAGAUCAAUCCUUUGGUGCUGGUGGACGGGCGGAUCCACGUCCUGGACCUGGCGGCCAAGCUGGACGCCACGGCCGACUUCCUCUGCAAGUCCAAGUGGGGGGAGAUCCCCUUCCCCCCGGCCUUCGGGCGCGACGCCUUCCCCGAGGAGGCGUACGUCGCGGACCUCGACGCCCGGAGCGGCGCCUCCCUCAAGCUCACCAUCCUGAACCGGCACGGCCGCAUCUGGACCAUGGUGGCCGGGGGCGGCGCCUCCGUCAUCUACUCGGACACGGUGUGCGAGCUGGGCGGCGCCUCGGAGCUGGCCAACUACGGGGAGUACUCGGGGGCGCCCACGGAGAUGCAGACGUACGAGUACGCGCGCACCCUGCUGUCGCUGAUGACGGCGGACGCCCCCGCCCCGGAGGGCAAGAUCCUGCUGGUGGGCGGCGGCAUUGCCAACUUCACCAACGUGGCCGCCACCUUCAAGGGCAUCGUCAAGGCGCUGGUGGAGUACCGGACCAAGCUGGUCGACCACCGGGUGUCCAUCUUCGUGCGCAGGGCCGGCCCCAACUACCAGGAGGGCCUGCGCGUCAUGAGGGAGGUGGGCGGCACCCUGGGCGUGCCCAUCCACGUGUUCGGUCCGGAGACGCACAUGACGGCCAUCGUGGCCAUGGCCAUGGGCAAGGAGCGGCUGCCCGAGGCCCCCGAGCCGGCGCCCCCCACCACCGCCAACUUCCUGCUCCCGGGCGGCAUGGUGCAGUCCGCGCCGCCCAGCAAACUGCCGCGCACCGACUCCGGCAACGGCCUGUCCUCCUUCGCAGACCGCUCCAGGAGCUCGAGCGUGGACUCCGCCUCCUUCGACCCCGAGGGCGGGGCGAGGCGCCCCCUCUUCCACCGGGGCACGCGUGCCAUCGUGUGGGGCAUGCAGAACCGGGCUGUCCAGGGCAUGCUGGACUUUGACUACGUGUGCUCCCGCGACCAGUGCUCGGUGGCCGCCAUGGUGUACCCCUUCACCGGGGACCACAAGCAGAAGUUCUACUGGGGGCACAAGGAGAUCCUCAUCCCCGUCUACAAGAACAUGGCCGACGCCAUGCGCAGGCACAAGGACGCAGACGUGAUGAUCAGCUUCGCCUCCCUCCGCUCGGCCUACGAGAGCACCCUGGAGACGAUGCAGUACCCCCAGAUCCGGGUGAUCGCCAUCAUCGCCGAGGGGAUACCCGAGAACAUGACGCGCAAGAUGAACAAGAUGGCCGCACAGAAGGGAGUCACCAUCAUAGGUCCGGCCACGGUGGGCGGCAUCAAGCCGGGCUGCUUCAAGAUCGGCAAUACGGGCGGCAUGAUGGACAACAUCCUGGCUUCCCGGCUGCACCGCCCGGGGAGCGUGGCGUACGUCAGCCGCUCGGGCGGCAUGUCCAACGAGCUCAACAACAUCGUGUCCCGCAACACGGACGGAGUAUACGAGGGGGUGGCCAUCGGGGGAGACAGGUACCCCGGCACCACGUUCCUGGACCACCUGCUGCGCUACCAGUCGGAGCCGGACGUCAAGAUGAUGGUGCUCCUGGGCGAGGUGGGAGGCACGGAGGAGUACGACGUGUGCGCCGCCCUGCGGGACGGCCGCAUCACCAAGCCCCUGGUGGCCUGGUGCAUCGGCACCUGCGCCGGCAUGCUCUCCACCGAGGUGCAGUUCGGGCACGCCGGCGCCUGCGCCCAGAGCGAGCGGGAGACGGCCCGGGCCAAGAACGCCGCCCUGGCCGGGGCCGGCGCCUACGUCCCCGACACCUUCGACAACCUGGGCAAGACCAUGCGGGGCGUCUUCGAGGACCUGGUGGAGCGGGGUGAGGUCGUGCCCCAGCCGGAGGUUCCCCCUCCGGCCGUGCCCAUGGACUACAGCUGGGCGCGGGAGCUGGGCCUGAUCCGCAAGCCGGCCUCCUUCCUGACCUCCAUCUGCGACGAGCGGGGGCAGGAGCCCCUCUACGCCGGGACCCCCAUCUCCUCCGUCAUCCGCGAGGACCUGGGCAUCGGGGGCGUCCUCGGCCUGCUCUGGUUCCAGCGCCGCCUGCCGCCCUACGCCGCCCACUUCCUGGAGCGCGUCCUGGUGGUCACCGCCGACCACGGGCCCGCCGUCUCGGGGGCCCACAACACCAUCGUCUGCGCCCGCGCCGGCAAGGACCUGGUCUCCUCCCUGGUCUCGGGGCUCCUCACCAUCGGGGACAGGUUUGGAGGUGCCCUGGAUGCAGCAGCUAGGAUGUUCUCCGAGGCCUACGACUCUGGGAUGCUGCCCAUGGAAUUCGUCAAUUCCAUGCGCCGCAAAGGGCAGCUCAUCAUGGGCAUCGGACACAGGGUCAAGUCCAUCAACAACCCGGACCAGAGGGUCCAGAUCCUGAAAGAAUACGCCAAGGAACACUUUCCCGCAACGCCAGUUCUGGACUAUGCCCUGCAAGUGGAGAAAAUCACCACAUCCAAGAAGCCGAACCUGAUCCUGAACGUGGACGGCCUGAUUGGUGCUUGUGUGGUGGACCUCUUGAGAUGCUCGGGCCUUUUCACGCCCGAAGAGGCUCAAGAAUACAUCGAGAUCGGGGCUCUCAAUGGACUCUUCGUGCUGGGGAGGACCGUGGGAUUCAUCGGCCACUACUUGGACCAACGUCGACUGAAGCAAGGGCUCUAUCGUCAUCCCUGGGACGAUAUCUCCUACAUACUCCCAGAGGCACUGCUGGAUGAAGAGGCCUGAGGAAGUGGUUUCGAAGCGAAACCACCGCCCCCCUACCGAAGAGACUCUCCUCUGGUCAGGGGGAGAGCGAGAUUUUCGUUGCUUCUCACGCUCGGGGGCCAUUUUCUGUGUUUCUGAUGGACAAAUUGAAAUAUUUAUUUCCCGAUGCGAUUAAUACUUAUUUAUUUAACGAACGAAGGGUGGUACGCUGUGGUCCUCGUACCCCCCACUGUUAGAGUGUACAUAGUGUAUUUUGCAAAGGUUGUAAACGCUGUUUGUAUUUCAUCCGCUAUUUUUCGAGAGAGAGAUAUUAGCCGUUGAAAACAUCCACUAAAACCGGUUUUUUGUUUCUUUUAUCGAUGAUCUAUUUUUGUUAAUGUUUUCAAUGGAUUGAUUAAAGGUGGUUUUUUUUUUAAAUAUUCAUUUCAUAUUUAUAAAUGGUUCUUUUGCUAUUCUUUCAUUUAUUUUUUAUUUUCUAAAGGGCCCACGUAGUUUUGGGGACCCACUUAAACAGUUUGUCUUUGUUAAUGUGUUGAUGUGAUCGAAUAGGAUGACUGCCAGCAAAUCAUCAGAAUGUAUUUUGAAUCCAUGUAUUAUUCUUAAAAUUUCCACUGUUGCUUUUUUGCAUUGUAGCUCUGGUUUGUUCAUUUAAAUUUGUCAAAAUACGUACUAACCCACUAACAAGAUGCUGUAUCGUAACAAUAUACUAACGUCAAAAUCACCUGUGAUUUCUGGGAACCACAACUAAACAAAACCUACUCAAUAGGUUAACAAAAUUCAAUAGGUUAACAGGACUAAAGCAAAACUCAAUAGGUUAACAGGACUAAAGCAAAACUCGAUAGGUUAACA